GUCCAUACUGAAAGCUCUUUGUCUCUCCUACUCACAUCCAACCGGCUGCGUUGAUCUUUGCAGCAUAUAGUCUGCCCAUGUCUCCAAUUCCGAUGAUGCCCACCUCGAUCUUGUCAUCUCCUUCGAGGCGAUGGCGGCCGCUGCCACCUGCUAGCGUCAUCAAAAACUGAUGGUGAGAUGUACAGACUGUCUGACGAAUCUCAAGAGACGAGCUGAGUGCGCUACCAGGAAGGAAGUCUCUUGGUACGAGUGUGAGUAGCGUCCAGUCACAAGUCCCACUUCCGGUGGCGGAGUCUGAAUCCCACAGGAAGCGGAAGCAAGACGGAGGUCAAGGUCUGCUGCACCUCAAGCUACCAGCCGUACUCACCACUCACGACGACGAAGGCGGAGGAAGACAGAGGAGUCAUGGUCACAGCUCCAUCAUUGUCACAUCACACAUAGCAUCGCUCGACGUCUUCAUACCGCCUCACCAUGGCUGCUGCAGUGGACGACGCAGGUGGUGUCGACCCCAACACGCCGCUCCCCACGCCCACCCGCUCCACGCUUCUCUCAACCUACUGGCGCGACCCCGAGUACCUCGCCUAUGUUCCCCUCAACCCAACGACUGCCCUCGACUACUUCUCCCGCUCUACCUUCUUCGACCCCGCCUCCACAAACGAGAUGCUACGGAUGCAGAACAUCGCCAAUCCAGAGGCCAUGGCAGGCGCCAUGGGCCGCACAGCUCGGCAGCAAGAGGAAGAGUUGAGCAGGUUCGUGGGCAUCGAGUUUGUCCUGGUGCACGCUAAGCAGAACAAGGGCAAAGAAGCUGCGGGAACACAAGGUCAGCAGGCACAGAAUGUCGUUCCGCCGGGCCAAGGACAGCAGCUGGCGGAUGAGACGUUGUUUGUGAUACAGAAGAGGAGACGCGAGAGCCCUGCAAAGACUCAUGUGCUAGAGACGUACUAUAUCCUGAACGGAAACAUUCACAUGGCUCCGGACCUGGAGACCGUGCUCAACAAUCGAAUGACCACGGCCCUUCACUCGCUCCGAAGCGCUCUGAGCCUCGCCCGAGAUGCGUCCGGCCGGCCUAUCCUGCCACCUUCGGCCUCUGCAAAGAGCAACGGUGCCAACAAGCGCAAGGGAGCUCCAACGAGCAGCAGCGACGGCGUCAGAGCUGCUGGAAAUGCUUCGACGAAUGUGGGCGCAGCUAUUGGGACAGAGGGAGGGCCUACGUUAGGUGCGGAGGCUACUGCUCUAUCUGCUCGACACGGUGAGCCUGGCGUCGCUGGGCUUGCAGUCGAGGAGGGGGAGGAUGCCGAGAUGGUCGACGAGUGAGUUUCGAAGUACACUCUUUGAGCAAGAUCGAACUUCAGUCAUAUCUUUCCAAUCAUGUAAAUGGUAUUUAUGCAACGACGGCAAUGGUGCGAGAGGUGGCUAGAUGAAAGGAUUAAGCUGCAUGACA
Molecule: messenger RNA, 1441 nt
Organism: Microstroma glucosiphilum
Lineage: Eukaryota; Fungi; Basidiomycota; Exobasidiomycetes; Microstromatales; Microstromataceae
Product: MED6-domain-containing protein
Exons: 3
Coding region: 472-1314 (280 amino acids)
Biological process (GO): regulation of transcription by RNA polymerase II
Cellular component (GO): mediator complex; core mediator complex
Molecular function (GO): transcription coactivator activity
Source: RefSeq, a predicted model, not a curated record